Molecule: messenger RNA, 1812 nt
Organism: Calliphora vicina (urban bluebottle blowfly)
Lineage: Eukaryota; Metazoa; Arthropoda; Insecta; Diptera; Calliphoridae
Product: synaptic vesicle glycoprotein 2B-like
Exons: 11
Coding region: 119-1750 (543 amino acids)
Biological process (GO): transmembrane transport
Cellular component (GO): membrane
Molecular function (GO): transmembrane transporter activity
Source: RefSeq, a predicted model, not a curated record
CACUUUUACAAAUAAAUCAUAAUUUCUAUAGAAAACCAAAUUUUUCCUAAUUUCUUAAUUGAAAUUUUUCUCCCCCAAAUACAUACAUUCAAAAUUCUUUGAAGUUUAAUUAUCUUAAAUGUCCAAAGCUCUCAAGUCUGACACAACCACCAGCAAUGAGCCGUCAAGUAGCGCCAAUUCAAGUGGCAGUGUCAGUGAUUUUGAAACUGCCAUAGCGGCUUGUGGUUUUGGCUGUUUCAAUAUUUGUCUUUUAAUUGUCACAAUGUCACCUUUGAUUUCGGCCAUAUUCUCCACAUCAUCGUUGUCCUUUAUACUGCCAACGGCUGAAUGUGAUUUGCAAUUAAGUCUGAUGCACAAAGGUGUUUUAAAUGCAAUGUGUUUCGCGGGCAUGAUUGUUUCAGCCAUACCCUGGGGCUACAUAGCCGACACCAUGGGUCGCAAAAUGGUAUUAGUGUAUGCUCUACUCUUUGAUGGCAUAAUUGUCGUUUGCACUGGCAUCAGUCAAACUGUGAAUCAAUUAUUGAUUUUUAAAUUUUUCGAUGGCUUUUUCGUUUGUGGGCCCUUUGCUGUGGUCAUGUCGUAUGUUUCCGAAUUUCAUGGUCUACAACAUAGAGGACGCAUCAUGAUGGGCAUUGGUAUGAUUAAGGCAGCUGCUACUAUUAUAUUGCCCAUUAUAGCUUGUGGUAUACUGCCUAAUCAUUUCUCUAUACAACUGGGAAGUUUUAUAAAGUUGCAUACUUGGCAUGUUUUCAUACUUAUAACCGCUAUAGUACCAUUACUUGGUGGUUUCCUAAAUUCAUUUUUCCCCGAAAGUCCCAAAUUUCUCAUGUCUCAGGGCCGUAAUGAUGAGGCAUUGGAGUGUUUACGCAUGAUUUUUGCUAUAAAUCAUAGGAGACCAAAGACUGAGUAUCCGAUAACAAACUUGCUCGAUGAAGAUCCCGAAAAAACUGAACUUCACACCAGACGCAAUAGUAAGGAAUACAAAAAAACCCAUAAAACAAUGGCUCAUAAACGCCAGCAGGCCAAAGAACAGUUUUUUGAAGGUCUGCGGCAAUUGCGGCCCAUGUGUUCCAGUCCCUAUCUAAAGCAAUCGUUACAAGUAUAUUCCAUGUUAUUUUGCAUACUUUUAGGACUUAAUUCCAUACGUUUAUGGCUGCCACAAAUCUUUGUUACCAUGGUGGAAUUUAAAGAGAAAAAUAUGGCCUCCAGCAGCAUGUGCACAGUAUUGCAAUAUAAUUACAAUAAAACAAUAAUAUUAGCAUCUGGUCAACAAGUGGUUAAUUGUGAUUUGCAGCACAUUAAUGCCAGCUCGUAUAGUGACAAUAUUGUGGUGGCGGUUAUAUCCUUCUUUUGCUUUUUAUUAGUCACUAUAGUGGUUAAUAAACUGGGCAAUAAUAAUGUUUUAAAAAUAGCUUUAUGCUUGGCCUUUCUUUCAGGUGUAACAAUGUACUUUUCCAAUUCCCAUUUAAUGACUUUAAUUUUGGCCUCUGCGUUUGUUAGCUCUGCUAGUGUCUCGGCCACCACAGUUAUUAGUGUUUCGGUGAAUUUAUUUCCCACAAAUAUGAGAACAAUGGUGAUAAUAAUGGUGAUGACAUUUGGUCGCUGUGGCUCUCUAUUGGGCAAUAUAUUAUUUCCCUAUUUUAUAUCUAUGGGUUGUAUACCACCAUUUCUACUAAUUGGAGGAGUUAUGACAGUCUCAUUUGUGUUAUCUCUGUUCCUACCGAAUACCCACAAAAUCGCUUUGAAAUGAUAAUAUGGUAAUUUUUAUAUGUUUAUUAAGAAUAAAUAAAAAGUUUUUUAUGCAUUUAUUUU